Messenger RNA from Nicotiana tabacum (common tobacco), 3351 nucleotides. The record is from RefSeq and is a predicted model, not a curated record. Lineage: Eukaryota; Viridiplantae; Streptophyta; Magnoliopsida; Solanales; Solanaceae.
AUGGAAACGUCGGGAGGACAAAGAAGUGGAAAGGAAAUUUUAGCCGUCCCGACCUUCGAAUCAGCUGCUGCUGAGGAAAAUAGAAUGAUGCGGUCCUACAUACUGGAAAUGUUGGACUCGUGGAAUAACGGGAAGGAACCGCCAAGUACAAUCCCCGGAUUCCCCGAGGUGCUUCCUAGGGCAGACGAGAUCUCCAACAUUCCUAAAGGUUAUUCAUUCACCCCGCAGGGGCAUCCCGCCACUUUGGCUCACAUCGCAUCACCUUCUGAUUCCCAUCCUCACAUGUCGGCAACAAAUAGGGCCACAAACCUGUACGUUGCCCCGCCUUGUCCAACUGUAACGCAGCCUACUAUACCUAGGCCUAACUAUGAAUCAUCUUCCUUCACAUUCCAAGCACCAACACCACCGCUGGAACCUACUCGAUUUCCUGCCAAUGCUUACCUCCAACCCCCUCAAUACAAGCUUACACUUGGGCAAAGUCAAGACCCCAGAAUGUCGGAAAGGGACGAAAUGGAUAAGAGAAUAAAAAGCCUCGAACAAAGUCUGAGAGACAUGAGAGGUUUGAGCGGGCCGAAAGGUGUCUCUUAUGCGGAUCUGUGUGUAUUUCUGCAUGUCCACUUGCCAGCAGGUUUUAAGACACCGAAAUUUGUGUUGUAUGACGGGCAUGGCGACCCCGUUGGUCAUUUGAAGAAAUACUGCAAUCAGUUGAGAGGAGUCGGCGGCCGAGAAGAGUUAUUGAUAGGUUAUUUCGAGGAGAGUUUGAUCGGCAUCACCUCAGAGUGGUACAUGGACCAAGACAUCUCACGAUGGCAUAUCUGGGAUGAUCUCGCUAGGGACUUUAUCAGACAGUUUCAAUACAAUGUUGAUAUUGCACCCGACCAGAAUGCUCUGUCCAAUUUGAAGAAGAAACCCUCAGAGGGUUUCAGAGAAUACGCCAUUCAAUGGCGUAAGCAAGCUUCGAGAGUUAAACCUCCGAUAGACGAGAAGGAAAUGGUCAGUGUAUUCUUGCAAGCCCAAGAGCUCGACUACUACCAGAACAUGAUGUCGGCGAUGGGAAAACCUUUUGUAGAGGUGAUCAAAAUCGGAAAAAUGGCGGAGAAUCGUUUGAAAACGGGCAGACUUUUGAGCCAAGCGGCCAUACGUGCAACCUCCCAAGCCAUCCAAGGUGGGUCUGGAGGAAUAACGAAGGGAAAGAAGAAAGAAGAAUCGGCCAUGGCUGCAUCAGGAGCGAGGGAAUACCGUAAACCCAAGCCCCACUUUGCAGAAAGAGCCCCACAACACUACUACCCCCAUCAGGAUACGGCUUACACUCCUCAGCCGCAGGAAAACUUGUUGCAGCCUGUCCCUCAGAACAGGCAGAAUCCGAACUCUCUGGCUUAUCAAAGAGGCAUAUACUGUGCCUAUCACUCAGGAGCAGAAGGGCACAACAUUGACAACUGCUGGACCUUAAAGAAAGCCGUGCAAGACUUGAUCAAUCAGGAGAGGAUAGUUUUCACAGAUGAAGAUGCCCCUAAUGUGACAAACAACCCUCUACUGGCUCACAACAACAGGCCGAUAAUAGGGAUGAUCUGCAAGGACAGAGAAUUUGAUCCUGCGCUGAAAGCCAUAGUCGCCAUUGCUGACGCAGAAAGACCCAAGGCAGCCCUGAGACAGGAAAAGAAGGGGAAAGAGGAUGAGACUAUCAAGAAUAAGGUUGAAGAAAAGAAGGAGACUGCCGAAGCCGAUCCGGGAAAGGCAAAAAUGACAGCACCUCGAAAGAGUGGAGUUCUUUACCUCCUACGAGGUCGGCCAGAAAUGCCUCUGGUACUGAGCGCUCCAAAGAAAUUCCAAAUACAAGGAGCAAAGCCAAUGAGUGCGCCAAGAGAAGCCUAUGUGACCCGGGGGACGAUAAAACUACCGCGACUGGACGAGCCAGUGUUUAUCGGACGCGUGCCACAGAAGCCUAUGACAGACCCCACCACCAUACCAUGGAACUACAACCGGUCAGUGAUGACUUAUAAGGGCAAGGAAAUUACAGGUGAAUCGCCAGUAAAUGCCCCCGUCAGGAAAUACUCCGACAUACGGGAAGUGAGCGUUGCUGCCCGGAAACGUUUCCCACUCAAGGUGCUUGUAACUAUCGAAGAAGCGGAGGCUUUCUUCCACGAAUUAAGCAUGCUGGACUGUGAAGUGGUGUAUCGGUUGCGCGAGAACCCUGAACAGGUGUCCAUGUUGUCCCUGUUAACGAAGUCGGUCGAGCAUCAGAAGGUUCUGAUGAGAACACUAAACGAAGCAUACGUGCCAGCAGGAACUUUGGUCGAGCAGCUCGAGCGCAUGGCAGAAAGAUUCUUCGGGGUCAACCAGAUUUCCUUCAGCAAGGCUGAUUUGCCUCCUGAGGGAGCAGCUCAUAACAAAGCCCUGCAUCUAACCGUCAAGUAUGAAGGGUACUACGUGAAGAGGGUCAUGGUGGACGGAGGCUCGGGGGUUGACAUCUGUCCACUCUCUACACUCCAAAGGAUGGAGAUUCAAACGUCAAGAAUCCGCUCUAAUAAUGUAUGUGUUAGGGUUUUUGACGGGAUCAAAAGAGAAACGCUCGGAGAAAUAGAUCUGACAUUGGGUAUAGGCCCUGUGGAAUUCGAGGUGACCUUUCAGGUACUGGACAUGGACACUUCCUACAACUUCCUCCUAGGAAGACCUUGGAUCUAUGCUGCUGGGGCAGUACCAUAUACUCUCCACCAAAUGGUGAAGUUUGAGCAUGAAGAUCAGGAGAUCGUGGUUCACGGGGAAGAUGAACAUGCCAUCUACAGAGAUCCGUCUAUCCCAUAUCUAGCGGCAAGAGAAGGGAGCGAGCAUAUCGUCUAUCAGGCCUUCGACAUUGUGAUGGCCGAUCAAUAUGAAGAGGGAAGUCCUUGUCCACAACCUUGCCUGUCUAAUGUCUCGAUCAUGGUGGCAAAAGAGAUGCUCAGACAUGGUUUCCAGCCGGGAAAAGGUCUGGGAAAAUCCCUACAAGGAAUACCAGUACCAAUAACUCUGCCCACCACUGAGAAGUUCUUCGGAUUAGGCUUCCACCCUUCUCCACAAGACGAGGCUUGGGCCGACGAGAGAAAAGGAAACGGUUGGGUCUUGCCACAGCCGCUACCACAUCUAUACCAGACCUUCGUCAGGCCAAAGUAUGACGAAGAAGAAGAAGACGAGGCCUUCACUGAGGAAGAGAUCGAGGACAUAUGCGGAGCCAUGAGGCAGAUGCUUUAUGACGUCCAUAUGGUUCAAUCGGGAGAAGGUACCAGCACCGCUGAGGUGCAGUAUGUGGAACCAAAUGCUAAGCUGCAAAACUGGAAGGCCACGCCAUUCCCAACCAGGCGGGAAUCCUGGUAG